GAGUCGUCAUUUCGUUCGUGUUGCUACUUGCUACAGAAGAGAACUGCUGCUUGCUUCGACUCAGCCAGUCGGAUUUAUUAUUCACACACACGUCGCCAUUCACUCUGAAUUAAUUCAAAUUAAUUUCUCUCUGGAUUGCUACAUUUUACAGAAAUUUCUUUGACAAGAUAAUUGGAGUGGAUUCAUCAUUGAACAAGAUAAGAUAAUACUUUAAGCAGCUGACAAGAUGGUGUCUGGAGGUGUCAACAAGUGCAUGAAAUAUGCACUCUUCGUCUUCAAUUUGGUCUUUGUGAUCGUUGGAAUAGUGAUGGUUUGGCUCGGAAUCAGCUCUCUGAACGGAUUUGAUCGUUAUAUCCAACUUGUGGAAACUCACUCAUUUGCAGCUCCACCAAAGCUUUUCAUCGCCAUCGGAGUUAUCAUGUUUCUCAUUGCUUUCCUUGGAUGUUGUGGAGCUUGGAUGGAAAAUCAUGCUAUGAUUAUGGCGUACUCCGUGCUCGUUGGAUUAGUGCUGGUUCUGCAACUGGGUGUUGGAAUUGCAGCAUUCUUGUUGCAAGAUGAUGUUGAACAAUUGGCUGAAAAAGGACUGAAUUCCACUCUGGUGAACUAUUAUAACAAGACCUUCCCAAAUGUUGAGGAUAUCCAACGAUCAUGGAACCUUGUUCAGAGCGAGCUCCACUGCUGUGGUGUUUCCAACUAUACGGAUUGGAAGGCUAGUUACAACGCAGAUUUGAAAACUGAGGCCCUUGUCCCAACCUCUUGUUGCGUUGGUGGUGCUGUUGAAAAUUGCACCUUGACUAUUAACAAGGAUAACAUCGAUACAAUUGAUGUUACCGGCAUCAUCUACACCGAGGGUUGCUUGAACAAAGCUAUUGAUCAAUUGGCUAUUACCCGUCUUGGCGUUGUGGCAAUUGCACUUGGAGUUGUGCAACUUCUGGGAGUGAUCUGCGCCUGCCUUCUCGCCCGCAGCAUUCGGUUCAGCUAUGAAACGGUUUAAUUAAUUCGAAAUCCAACAAUACGGUUUCUCAGUCUGUAUGAGUAUAACAUGAUUGAAUCUUAACAAUCCAAGUCAGUUGUUUAACAUUCGUAUUAUAAGGUAUAGAGUACAUAUUUACAUGCAUAGUUUCAGUUUCGUCGAAAUAAUCGCCCGCAUUUUAAUGAUUUCGUUUCAAUUUUCAAGUCGCAAAUUUCUAAGGUUGUUUAGUCGUCAAGAGUUUCCUUUCCUGACGGCACCCUAAAAAGUACUCCAUCUUCCAUGGUUGUAUAUUUUUAUCGGUAUUAUUUAGUUAAAUUUGGUUUAGUUCCUUACAUACUAACAUUUCACAACACGACUCGCGUGGAUCGACUAUGAAUUUCUUGAGUAGGCCAUAUUAUUAAUAAUAUUUACCUUUCUGAUAAUUGUUAGUUUUCACUUUACAGUACUUAUUAAUUAUGUCCACUCUAAUGUAACGGUGCAACUUGUAUUUUUUCGAUUAUACUUAAUUUGUAAAACAUGGCAAUGAAUUAAUUAGACUAAACCUCACAUAUUUAUAUGACAUGAAUUUCUCAGUAAUAAAUUAUUCUUGAAAUAUCUUAUGCCACACAA
Messenger RNA from Folsomia candida, 1582 nucleotides. RefSeq names its product CD63 antigen. The transcript is spliced from 6 exons. The record is from RefSeq and is a predicted model, not a curated record. Lineage: Eukaryota; Metazoa; Arthropoda; Collembola; Entomobryomorpha; Isotomidae. Bases 227 to 994 code for a protein of 255 amino acids. Gene Ontology annotation, cellular component: membrane.